CACACGCCGCCCGUACAACAGAGAGUUAACGGGCAGUACGGGGAGCAGACGGAACGUCAGCAGGACUGGACAACAAAAACAAAGCAGCGGGUCAGCAUACUCUGACCACUUACUCAACUUUAUUUCACUUGAAAGACGUUUUAGAGACAUUCUUUUAAUCAUCGUUACAGAUUUUUGCCGACUUGGGAUGUAACUUUCAGUGUUGCUCUUGCGCCUGAGCGGAGCACUCUUCCCGGCCAGUUUUUAUCUCGCGUUCGCUCACGUUUCCCAGGCGAAGUUGCUACUUUAGAGGAGCGACAGGUUCGUCACAUUUACAUGACAUUGUAACACUUUUCUCACUUACCUUUCGACCAUGGCGGAAGCGGCUCAGCAGCCACACCUGGUGGACAUCGACCCGGAUUUUGAACCGCUGUCGCGGCCCCGGUCGUGCACUUGGCCCUUGCCCCGGCCGGAGUUUAUCAACCCGGGCGACUCCAACACCUCUUCGCCGGUCCCAUCUGUAAAGCAGGAACCAGCCAGCAACACUGAGUUCAUCAACAACCUGAGCCUGCUUGAGGAGACCGAGGACUUCACCGAGCAGAAACCCAUCAUCCUGUGCACUGAUUUCCAGUGUCAGGACAGCUGCGUCCACCAGCAACCUCCACAGCAGCAGCAGCAACAUCCGCAGCAGCAGCAGCAGCACCCGAACCCGCAACUCCCGCAUCAGCAGCAGCAGCAGCAGCAGGUGCCUCUGCUCUCCACCCCGGUCGGUCCGGCGUCAUCAGCGGCCGCGGCCGCAGCUGCAGCCGCUGCCCAGAGAAAGAGCAGCUCCUCCCGGCGAAACGCAUGGGGGAAUAUGUCAUAUGCAGACCUCAUAACCAAAGCUAUCGAAAGUUCUCCUGAGAACCGACUAACUCUCUCUCAGAUUUAUGACUGGAUGGUGAAGAGUGUGCCUUAUUUCAAGGACAAAGGAGACAGCAACAGCUCUGCAGGCUGGAAGAACUCCAUCAGACACAAUCUGUCCCUCCACAGCCGAUUUAUUCGAGUGCAGAACGAGGGGACGGGGAAGAGCUCGUGGUGGAUGCUAAACCCGGAGGGCGGGAAGAGCGGCAAAUCCCCGCGACGCAGGGCAGCCUCCAUGGACAACAACAGCAAGUUCACUAAGAGCAGAGGAAGAGCAGCAAAGAAAAAGCUAUCCCUGCAGGGCGGCCCUGAUGGAGGUGCAGACAGCCCCGGCUCCUAUUCCAAGUGGCCUGGCAGCCCCAACUCCCACAGCAACGAUGACUACGAUACAUGGAACAGCUUCAGGCCUCGGACCAGUUCCAACGCCAGCACUCUGAGUGGCCGCCUCUCACCCUUCGUGCCUGAGGAUGACCUUGGAGAGGCAGACGUGCAUAUGGGGUACCCCGGAGCCCCCGGGGCCAAGAUGACAAGCACACUGCCCAGUCUCACAGAGAUGACAGGCCCUCUGGGACACAGUUCUGAGAAUGUCAUGGAGAACCUUCUGGACAACCUGAACUUGCUCUCCCCAAAUAACUCUCAGGUUGGAGGAGGGGCAACAACGCCUGGCUCCUCCCAGUCCUCUCCUUCUCCCAUGAUGCAGCCAAGCCCUGGGUACCCCUCUUACAGCUCGCCCAGCAUCGUUUCCCAGUCUCAGCAGGAAUACCACAAGUGUGUGUAUGGCCAAGCAGGAAUGAACACCCUGUCAUCCAUGCCCCUGCAGACACUUCCAGAGAGUAAAUCCAGCUUUGGGCCCAGUAUGGGCCAGUACAGCUGUGCUGCAGGGCUUCUGAAGGAACUGUUGACAUCAGACACAGACCAGCACGGAGAACUAAUGCCAUCAGUGGACACUGUGGUGUCUCAGCCCAGCGGAGGCUGCAUGCUGCCACCAUACAACAGCAGCCAGCAUGCAGCCAAACUCAUGGGAGGAGGAAGCAGUCACCCGCAUGGUCUCUCUCACAGUCAACCCCACAGUGUGCACAGCUCAGCCUCAGCCGCAUCAUUGGCUAUGAAUGGACACUUGCUCAUGUCCUUGAACUACGGUGGGGGCGCCACACGUUUGCCUACAGCCAAAGGCCCGAUGCAGAUGCCUUAUGGCCUCUCUGGCCACCUCGGCGGGGGAGGCAUGCCUGGUGGCUUCUGUCCUCUUAACACAAAUGGAUAUGGUCGACCGGGCCUGUCAGUACCCUCCCACCCAGAAAAACUGCCCAGUGACCUGGAUGACAUGUCCCUUGAGAAGUUUGAAUUUGACAUGGACACAGUCCUCCAUGACACUCUGAUGGACGGAGACUCAUUGGACUUCAACUUUGAGCCAGUGGUGGCCCAACAAGGUUUCCCGCAUGGGGUGAAGACCACCACACAUAGCUGGGUGUCAGGUUAGAGACUGUAGACUUCUCUUUGCUGGCCCUGUCACAAUCAGAACUCACAUCGGACUAACAAUGUAUCUCAUGAUGCAUUCCUCACCUGGACAUCACCUGCAGUCACUGUUCCAUCUUUAUUCCUGCUUCGAAAAUACUUCUCAGAUCACUGCAGCAGACGGAGACUGGUCCCGUUCUGCUGAGGACAAAUUCCCAUCAAAGCUCUCGAAGGUUUCUUGAAAUAAGAGUCUGUACAAACUAAGUGCCAAACAUUUUUGCCUUAACAUAUGAGCCAAACUGAAACACACAUCUCUGGUUUACUAAAGUUUGCAGAUACUAUACAGUAGUAGUAAUCUUUGCAAAUGAUAGUGCCAGCUACAGUACAUCUCAUCGUGAUCAUCUGCAGCAGCAGCAGCAGUCCGUUUACUGUGUCACAUCAGUCAAGCUUUUUGUAAUGAUAAUCGAUUACUGCUGUGGAUAAAUUGUGAAGGUAAUCUGGCGAAUGGUUUAUGUUGACAGACGAGAAAAAAGAAAGUGAGAGUUUUCUCAAAGGAUGCUUGAGUAACGUUACAUAAUAACUUACUUCUUGAAUGUAUAUAUUGUAAUCAUAGAGUUUGUAAAGUCAGUUCUUGUCGUGUGUUUUUCUCGACUGUAAAUAUUGUUUACAGAAUGGAAGCAAAAAUCGAGGCAGCAGAAAUGAGCCCACAGAGAAAAACUGGACCCGAGCCUGAGCAGACGGAUCUGUGCUCGAGAUCAGUCGGGCUGGAAAAUGAAAAUACAUCUUUGAUUUCUUAUGAAUAUAUUAAGAAUGUAUAUUAAAAUGAUGCAGUAGAUGUUUACUAGAUUCGGUAUAAGUUAUUUGUGGUUCAUAUAGAUUUAUGCUGGUGCAUAACCUGCACUCAGACAUGAGAAUUGUUCUGGGUCGUUCGUCACUCUGAACCUUAAUACCACAGGGGCCUAUUUAUUGUGCCUAACAAAACAGAUUUUGACUGCAGGCUUGAAGGGUUUUUAUAUUGUAAAUGUCUACGUGAUGCUCAAAUCCAGCAUUCUUGAAGAACAGUGAACUCUUCUUUUUCAGUUUCCUACUUUUACUUUUCUUCACGAGUCAGGAAGAAACAAGUGACUGUAAAUGGUUAUUGUUAUGGUUUCCUGAACACUUUUUCGGCGCUGUGAAUGUGACGAGGUCAAAACAGUUUGGAUAAAAGAUAUUCUCAGUGCUGCUGUUGUUGUUGUCGCACCAAGGCUGCGUAACACCUGCCAGUAACCAGCCUGCGCCCUGCUCGGUUUCUCAACUUUUUGUAUCUUCUUCUGUGUCUUAAAAGGUUACUGUGACCGAUUUCGAUAGAACAGUGGCCGAAAGAGCCCUCUCACGCUGUCAGUAGGAACAGCCUUUUACUGCUUUCACUGCCCCUCCUACCUCUACAUAUCAUUGUGUCCUUCUCAACAUUUGAUGUUAUGGUAUCAUGCGACUUGAUAGCACAAAUGAUCAUUUCUGUACCAGGUCUAUUAUAAAUUAUUCUUUGUUUCCCCUGCAAAUUGCCACUAAGUGUUAAGUGUCUGAUUUUUAUCUGAGCUUGUAUAUUUGCAUUUUUCCAAUGGUCGUUUCCCCGUUUGUUGCUGUUGUAGCAACAAACUUUUCAGCCUGUCAGCGAGUUAUUUAGCAGAGUCGAGACUAAUGUUCAAGGUCGCAGCAAGCUUUGUGAAGAUUACAUCUGCAAGCCUGACUGCUUCUCAUGAAAUGGGCUAGUUAGGUGGCAGAAAGACAAAGGCAAAAACUGAAGGUCACCUAUUCACAUGAGUCUUUAUUUUCCGACGUGGAAACCAAACACAGCAGGACGCAGGUUUUUAAUUUUAGCCGUUCCUGCUAAAAUUAAGGGUUUUUUUGGUUGAAAUGAAAACUGGCAUACUCCAGACCAGCAAAUGAUCUGAUUCCAAUGGAAAAAGAAAAGAAAUCCAGGGAGCGAGCACGUUUGGGAAGAAUCCAAUGAAAUUCUUAACAUUUCAAAAGGCAGAGGAGACGAUAUAAAAGCUGCUUUUGGGCUUUAUUGCCAGGUGUUGCCUUUUCUUAUCCAAACAUACCAUAAUGUACUAUAGCCAAAUUUGCCUUUGAAGUCAAAGUGAUAUAUUUAGCAUUUUUAUCAUGUUAUAUGUU
Messenger RNA from Archocentrus centrarchus (flier cichlid), 4488 nucleotides. It is a transcript of the gene foxo1a, whose product is annotated as forkhead box O1 a. Gene Ontology annotation, cellular component: nucleus. Gene Ontology annotation, molecular function: DNA-binding transcription factor activity, RNA polymerase II-specific; RNA polymerase II cis-regulatory region sequence-specific DNA binding. The transcript has 3 exons. The record is from RefSeq and is a predicted model, not a curated record. NCBI's taxonomy places the organism in Eukaryota, Metazoa, Chordata, Actinopteri, Cichliformes, Cichlidae. Bases 353 to 2359 code for a protein of 668 amino acids. Gene Ontology annotation, biological process: regulation of transcription by RNA polymerase II.